Molecule: messenger RNA, 961 nt
Organism: Mercurialis annua (annual mercury)
Lineage: Eukaryota; Viridiplantae; Streptophyta; Magnoliopsida; Malpighiales; Euphorbiaceae
Product: transcription factor SRM1-like
Exons: 2
Coding region: 121-777 (218 amino acids)
Molecular function (GO): DNA binding
Source: RefSeq, a predicted model, not a curated record
GCCAAUGAAAAAAGAAGCGUAUCGAGUCAAAACUCUUCACUUCUGCGUUGUAUACGAAACAAGAUUUUGAUAUAAAACCAAAUUCUCGCACGCAACAAACCCAAAUUUCCUACCAAAAAAAUGCAUCAACAAUCAUCUUGCUGGAACCUUUACGAAGAGAAGGUGUUUGAGAAAGCUUUGGUGGAGUACUAUGGCGAUGAGGGUUUGUUGGGUGAUCAUCGAUGGCGAGAGAUUGCCGGCUGUUUAGGGAAGUCGGCGGUUGAAGUUAAGGAGCAUUAUGAUGAGCUUGUUCGCGAUGUUCAUGAGAUUGAUUCGGGCCGAGUCGAGUUGCCUUGUUAUGGAGACGAGUCGUUGUUGUUUGAUGAUCAGAAUAAUAAUGGUUGUAAUAAGCAGCAGCAGGAUGGUAAUGAAAGGAAGAAAGGAACACCCUGGACUGAAGAGGAACAUAGGUUAUUUUUGGUGGGGCUUCGGAAAUUUGGCAAGGGAGACUGGAGAAGCAUUUCGAGGAAUGUAGUGAUCACAAGAACACCAACUCAGGUAGCUAGCCAUGCCCAGAAGUACUUCCUUCGUCAGAAAUCUGGGCAGAAAGAGCGGAAAAGAUCAAGCAUACAUGACAUCAACUCCGUGGAUGACAAAUCAGUUGCUAUGCCGGUCGAUCAAAGUUGGAUCCCUUCACCCGGGGCUCCAGUUCAGCAAUCCUCUGUAAUGCAAGACAUGCCAAUGCCAUUAAAUCAAGGAGGGCCGAUGGGGUAUCAAAACUUUAGCUUCCAUAUGUAAAGAUUUUAAUGUUUUGUAGAUAGAGAAGCUGUCGAUUUUGAAUACCGAUAUGUACAGCCGAUUUACGACGCGUAACAUAGACUAGCGAGUCUGAUUGCACAUAUUGGAGAUUUGGUGAUAUUAGAGAUUAGUAGACUAAUUUGAGGAAUUGAUUCUGUUUUGUUAAUUUGAUUGCCGUAGCUCU